AAGCCAAGAUAACAAGCAAAGUGAAGGAAAGCGGGGAUGUUUCGGAGGCAAGAGACACUGCUGUGAAUUGUUAAGCGAACCACUACGAACAGGACCGUCGCUAAUUUGAGACCCUUAUCGCAUCUACAGAUGUCGCAAUUGAGCUGCAUAGCCUUGGUUGUUUUGAAAGAAUCGAUGUCGUUGUCAUUCAGGACCAUGUGUUGAGAAAACCGAGGGGACAAAAAAAAAAAAAAAAAAGGAAGCGACAGUUGAAGAGGCUGCCUGGACCCGGAGGACGAAGCUGCUGCUAUAGCUAGUAACUCAGAGCUGUGGUGCCAGGGAGGAUAUACACUCUCGCUGUGACAAACAAGACACGGAACAGAGGAUAAUCUCGGCCAAGGAUAACCUCAUCCACCUCCUGCCGUCGAGGAUAAGAUAAGUUAGUUGGCUCAGUGAGAAGACAACACCAGCCUUGGUCCACUACUGUCACCUCUAAAGCAGGAAAACAAAACAAGCCUUCCAGCGUUUUGAGGAUGAACCACUUGUCCAUCAGCGAGCUAUGUUGCCUGUUCUGCUGUCCGCCGUGCCCCAGCAAGAUCGCCUCCAAGCUGGCCUUCCUGCCCCCCGAGCCGACCUACAGCCUCAUGUGCGACGAGAGCGGCAGCCGGUGGACGCUGCAUCUCUCCGAGCGCGCCGACUGGCAGUACACGGCCCGCGAGAAGGAAGCCAUCGAGUGCUUCAUGACCCGCACCUCGAGAGGGAACCGCAUCGCCUGCAUGUUCGUCCGCUGCUCGCCCAACGCCCGCUACACUCUGCUGUUCUCCCACGGGAACGCCGUGGACCUGGGCCAGAUGAGCAGCUUCUACAUUGGCCUGGGCUCACGCAUCAACUGCAACGUCUUCUCGUACGACUACUCGGGUUACGGGGCCAGUUCGGGGAAGCCCUCGGAGAAGAACCUGUAUGCUGACGUCGACGCCGCCUGGCAUGCGCUGCGAUCACGGUAUGGCAUUCGCCCGGAGAACGUGAUCGUGUACGGUCAGAGCAUCGGCACGGUGCCCUCCGUGGACCUGGCUUCUCGCUACGAAAGCGCUGCGGUCGUCCUCCAUUCCCCGCUCACCUCUGGCAUGAGAGUGGCCUUCCCCGACACCAAGAAGACCUACUGCUUCGAUGCUUUCCCAAACAUUGACAAGAUUUCCAAGGUAACGUCACCAGUACUUGUGAUCCACGGCACCGAGGACGAGGUCAUCGACUUCUCCCACGGCCUCGCGCUGUACGAGCGCUGCCAGCGCCCCGUGGAGCCACUCUGGGUGGAGGGGGCCGGACACAACGACGUGGAGCUCUACGGACAGUACCUGGAGAGGCUCAAACAGUUUGUCGCGCAUGAGCUGGUCAACUUGUAGAGGAGCUGGAAAUGAGGGCGGAGAGGGAAAAAGAGAAGAAAGCAGGAGGGGCCGAACGACGGACACAACCUCACCGUCGUUUUUUUCUGUGUGUGUGUGAAGUAAUGCAGGUAGAAGUGGUGUCCGUCUGUGUAGUGCUGACUUUAUAGUGGCUGACUUCUCACGAUGGAGCACCUCUCUCCCUCGGAGCCGCCCUUACCUUCCACUCCACACGCUGCAGCUGUGAACUUAGAAGUACCCAUCGUUUUUUUUUUGUUUGUUUUGUUUUUUUUUUUUUAAAAAAGAUUUAUUUUAUCAUGUUGAAAUUUGCACAUUGCGUGUGAACGAAAGAGGACACGUCAACAUACCAUGUGUACAUGCGAUGUAUGUGUGAAUGUGUGCGCGCGUCACAUUUUUGCUGCCUUUUUGAGAAUGACGGUUUUUUUUUUGUUUGUUGUUUUUUUUUAACCUCAAGUUCAGCUCUUGAUCACUUUGAGGUCUUGACAAACAGCCUUUCUAUAUGAACUAGUCUGGACCAGUUGAACGCUGCCUGACUCUGAAGUCACGUCUGGUCCUACACACUGCAGUCACCAUGAUUAUUAUUAAUUUUUUUUUUUUUUGGAGUACUGUUUAUUAUUAUAUUUUUUACGUAUUCUAUAUAAUAUUUGCACGUAUCACCUGUCAAUGAAGAACUGUACAAGAGAAACUGACAUAUUACCUAGCUGUGCCAGUGUUGCCAAACAUUUAGUAGAGAACUAUUUAGUACAGAGACUGUAAAAGUGUACUUUUACGAAUCUACAGACAUCUCUAAAGCUGUGCUAGCUGUAUUAAGUCCUCCACCUCUCUGUAAUGUGGUACAGUUUGAAGUUGCAGUCUGAAUGUGGCUUCGCUUGCAGCAGCUUUCUGUGUGUAGCCACCGAAGAGGACGAGGCCGUAGGUUGUUGACCAAUAACGUGUGAGUUAUUUCCUCGCACCGUCUUCUGAAAACAUUUCCACUGCUCUAACUUGAAGUGUUGUUGUCGUAAGACCAGUAUCGCUCCGGUGCAGUUGCAGAACUUGGUGUUCUCAGAAAGAUUAAGUGCUUCUAUCAACAAAACAUCUGACCCCUUCUGAAGUAUUCACGUAGAUACUAACGAUCAUGAGGCCAAGUGGCUCUGGAGACAUCGAGUUAAAUAAUGUAAGGAGUAGUUACAACAGAUGUACCUGGAUCAGAUUAUUCUAUAUUUUUGUUUUUAUGUAUCUUUUUUUUUUUUUUUAAUGCUAAAAAUGUAACAAGUGUGACAGCAGCGAACAGCCAACGCUGUGAUCACUUAUUGAACCACUAAUGCCAAACAGGAUGAGCGGUGAACUUGAUGACCGCAGCUGGUGUCCAUUCAUUUUCAGUUCAGUAAAUUUAGUUUAAUUAAUAAAUAAAUAAAUAAAUAAAUGAUAAGCCAUUCAAGCAUUUACACGACUCACAACACCUGUCCUGGGUCAGGGUGUGAGCAGCUCACGCGUUUAAGGCCUUGAUCGUGGACAGAAUGUUUCAUGUCCUUACGUUAUCUUCCUGUCUGCACGACGUUUCUGAACCCACUGUUCUCUGUUAAUUUGCCCUUUCAAUGCUGAGUGGGCCACUGGCGACUCCAUUAGCUGUUGUCGCAGCCCUGAAACGCAAAUGUCAAAGUGCUACUGCAUGGCUGUCUUCUCUGUCUGUCUUUGGCCUGUACAACAAACACAGAACUACAGAAGGAAUCUCAAUAAAUCGUUUUGUUUUUUUUUUUGUUUUUUUUUUCUUAUGGGUAUUUUUUCCAUUUAUACCUGUGCUGUUCUUUAGCCUGAAGAAAACGUCACAAUUAACCAAUAAACCAAUGGGUGCUACUGUGAACCUUCAGGUGUGGUUGGCCACAGGUGGAGAGGAAUAAUUUAGUGGUUGGAGUUUUUGACCAAGAUUUACAUCGGGAUCAACAACCGUUGUUAUUUUUCACAACUCAUUUGUCUCAUUCUUUAUUUUUACUUUGUAAAUAAUAUUUGUACUGGACAUGUUUAUACUUUUCUUUCUCAAGCAUUUUGUCAUCUAUUGACUGUGGUCCUCCUUCUCUAACUCUUGAUGUGACAACGAUUCAACCACGUUGGGCCGUCUUUCUGACCUGACAGACGUCCUCUGUGCUGGUCAUCUUCGACAAGGGUCAUCUCUGACUUGACUAGAUUAAUUUUGUACAGCUUAUUUUAGAACAGAAGGAACUUCUGUGUGUUAACAUUAUAAUAGUAAUUCUAACAUGGAUAGAGAAAAUAAAAUGGUAUUUGAGAAACGA
Molecule: messenger RNA, 3649 nt
Organism: Mugil cephalus (flathead mullet)
Lineage: Eukaryota; Metazoa; Chordata; Actinopteri; Mugiliformes; Mugilidae
Gene: abhd17b
Product: abhydrolase domain containing 17B, depalmitoylase
Exons: 4
Coding region: 513-1379 (288 amino acids)
Biological process (GO): protein depalmitoylation
Cellular component (GO): endosome membrane; plasma membrane
Molecular function (GO): palmitoyl-(protein) hydrolase activity
Source: RefSeq, a predicted model, not a curated record